Mytilus trossulus (common blue mussel) is the source of this 1049-nucleotide messenger RNA. Its product is annotated as fibrinogen-like protein A. Lineage: Eukaryota; Metazoa; Mollusca; Bivalvia; Mytilida; Mytilidae. The record is from RefSeq and is a predicted model, not a curated record. Bases 52 to 972 code for a protein of 306 amino acids. The transcript is spliced from 5 exons.
UAUCAACUUCCUUAACAAAAACAAUAUACUGUCACAGAUGAAAAGAGUGUCAUGAAAAUGCUAGUCAGACAUUUGAUUGUUCUCACCAUCGGUUCCAUAUGUUUAGGAAACCCAGAUGACACGUACAUUGCACCAUUGAUAGACGACCCACAAAGAGCACCGUUAGUAGCUUUGCUAAACACUAGUGACAUCAGCCAAAAUAUAUUGAAAUCAUUUGGGAAACAACUAAAUGAAAAGGUGGAUAGGUUAAUCGAGCAGAAAUUUGGAGAUAUUCACAAUCGAAUUCAAGAAUUGGAAGAAAAAAGUACAGACCUUUUAACCGGAACUAGAAUCGGAAAAGUGAUUAGAGAUUGCAGCGAUCUUCCAAAAGAUUUUCGAAGUGGUAUCUACAGGAUAAAACCCGACAAAGCAGAAUCAUUUGAUGUUUAUUGUGAGAUGACAAUUGACUCUGGCCGUUGGACUGUUAUACAGAGGAGAGAGAGUAAUGAUCUUGAUUUCUAUCUAGGAUGGGCAAAAUACAAAACAGGAUUUGGUCAACUUAAUCGAGAAUUUUGGUUGGGUAACGACAAGAUUCACACCUUGACAUCACAAGGGAGAUAUGAAUUGAGAAUAGACCUAUAUGACUUUGACAACAAUCAAGCUUAUGCUAAAUACCAACAUUUCUACAUAGGCAAUGAAACAUCAAAAUACAAACUAAAUGUCUACGGCUAUAGUGGGAAUGCGGGUGACAGUCUUGACUACGCUAACCUUGGAAGAUUUACAACUCUUGACAGGGACAAUGAUGAUGCUAAAGAUAACUGCGCUCGACGCCAUCCUGGUGCAUGGUGGUACACGAAUUGCAUGCAUUCUAAUCUCAACGGACAUUACUACAUCAAGACUUCUGUGGGAGGUUGGAAUGGAAUAAUUUGGAGUACAUGGAAAGGCUAUAAGCAUUCACUAAAGGCAACUUCUAUGAAGAUUCGUAGACUAUAGAUAUAUUCGAUAUUUACAAUAAAACAGGAUGUUCAAUAGCACAUUUGUUUAGUAAUAAUUAAAAUAAAUAUGAUGCA